AAUGUCAAAAGUACCGCGUGUAUUUUUAGCGCACGCAAACAUUUAUAAUGUCAGUGACCGAGGACGCACGAAGAUCAGUCCCAGUUUCAGAGCACCUGUGUGUUUUUACACGGCAUGGUUGUGUUCAGGGUGGGUGUCAUUCUGACCCCAGAGUGUUUGGAUCUCGAGGUGUUUGUAGUGGGCUCUCGGCCGGAGAUGGGACACUGGGAUCCGGACCGAGGUGUGAAGAUGAGUCCGAGCCGCUCGGUCCUGUCCCCCGAUGAACCGUGUCUGUGGACCGGGGACGUGCGUCUGUCCGAGCCGCCUACAGAUGAGCUGUACUUCAAGUUUAUAAAGCGCGUGGAUGGCCACUACAUUUGGGAAGGCAGUGGGCCGCAUCAUGACCGGCACUGUGUGUAUGACGACAGAAACAUGGUGGACGGGGUAUACUGCCAUCCGAUUGGUCACUGGAUCGAAGAGACCGGCCACACAGAUGAGAUGAAACACACUACCACCUUCUACUUCAGCAUAGCAGGACAGCAGGCCAUUCACUUCUCCCAGGUGCUGCCACAUGUCUGGUUGGGCAGCUGCCCUCGACGGGUCGAACAUGUGACCCUAAAGCUGAAACAAGAACUGGGUGUUACAGCAGUGAUGAACUUUCAGACUGAAUGGGACGUCGUAAACAACUCCCAUGGCUGCCGGCGUGACCUCAGUCAACCCAUGACCCCGGAGACCAUGACGCACCUGUACAAAGACUACGGCCUUUCGUACAUCUGGAUCCCCACUCCAGACAUGAGCACAGAAGGUCGCACACAGAUGCUGCCGCAGGCCGUGUUCUUGCUCUAUGGACUGCUGGAGAACGGCCACACGGUGUAUGUUCACUGUAACGCAGGAGUGGGUCGUUCCACCGCGGCCGUGUGUGGACUCCUGAUGUAUGUGUUAGGCUGGAGACUCAGGAAAGUGCAGUACUACCUCACUGCCAGAAGGGCGGCGGUCUAUAUAGAUGAAGAAGCACUGUUGAGGGCCGAAAAUGACUUUCAUUUGAAGUUUGGACGACUCCGUCCAUCUGUCUGCAAUCCAGAGACAUGAGAACAGCGCCCUCUACUGGAUGGGAGGACAAGGGGACUUGUUUGUACACUUUCAUCUGUCGUUCAACGGUUAGGGAUCAGUACGAUUUUUGACAUUUACGUAUGAUUUUUCUUCUGCUCAUCAAGGCUGUAUCUAUUUAAUCAAAAAUACAGAAACAAACUGUAAAUUUGUGGAAUAUUACUGUAAUUUAAAACAAGAGUUUUCCGUUUUAAUAUACUUUAAAAUAAAAUGUAUUGCUGUGAUCAAAGCUGAAUUUUCAGCAUCAUUACUCCAGAUUGUCACAUGAUCCUUUCGGAAAUCAUGCUAUAUAUGAUAUAUAAUAUGAUGAAUGAUGUACUGGUAAUAAAUCAGUUUGUAAGAGUGAUUUCUGGAAGACUGGAGUAAUGAUGCUGAGAAGUCAGUGCUGCGUCACAGAAAUAAAUAGUAUUUUAAAGUAUAUUCAAAUAGGAAACCAAUAUUAGAAAUCGCAAUAAUAUUCCACAAUAUAAAUAUUAUUAAUAUUAAGUAAUAUUAAUAAUCUUUUUUUUUUUUAAUCAAAUAAAUACAGCACAAAAGACCACAUUAAAAAAAUGUGAAAAAAAAAAACAUUAAAAAGCUUACUGAUACCAACCUUUGGAAUGUCAGUGUAUAUUAAUAUUAUGAGUAAUUCAUAAUGAAAAUAAAAUACAUUAUUUAAACUUUGUUUGCUUAAAAUGUACCAGACUCACUUCAUUUUGAAUGUUGCACAUCCCUGUGAAUGAUGAAUAGCAAAUGUUCAUUUAAUGAGUAUAAAACAACUAAACAUGAUGAUACUAGCUGUUAUUUGCCAAGAAUCAUAAUGUGAGAUGCAGCACAGAUGGUUGUGGUAAGCACAUGAGUUUACUGCUCUGUUUAUCUUUUGAAAUGUUUCACAGCUUCGUCUGGGUAUUCUUCAUUCAUCUUGACAUGGUCUUCAUUUGAAAAGGCACCUUGAGGCAGUUGUCACCCUUGACUGCUAAUGUGACGGUUAUUGUUCGACUAUCUGCCCCUUUUCUCCUCUAACAGGCCACUUUCAUUCAUUUAUGAAUGUAACUCAAUAUUCUUGUUAUAUAUUUAGCACAGCAGUUCCCCUGCCCUUGAAAUAAGCUGCCAUAAUGAAAAGCACUUUCCACUCGACCUUUCAAUAAAUAAAGACUAGUGUCACCACA
Carassius gibelio (silver crucian carp) is the source of this 2234-nucleotide messenger RNA. It is a transcript of the gene epm2a, whose product is annotated as EPM2A glucan phosphatase, laforin. The transcript is spliced from 4 exons. Gene Ontology annotation, molecular function: carbohydrate phosphatase activity; starch binding; protein tyrosine phosphatase activity. Gene Ontology annotation, cellular component: cytoplasm; nucleus. Lineage: Eukaryota; Metazoa; Chordata; Actinopteri; Cypriniformes; Cyprinidae. Bases 115 to 1068 code for a protein of 317 amino acids. Gene Ontology annotation, biological process: protein dephosphorylation. The record is from RefSeq and is a predicted model, not a curated record.